GAGUAAUGCCGGGUGAAUGCACGCUGCUGGGUUUGGAAAAAAAAUGAAAAAUGAGCAAGCGAGACCCCCCUUUCGUUUCAUCGUAACCAAGCUGGAAGCAAAUAAAUCGGCUAGGUCCCACUGCAGUCUUCUGCGCUCGAGUGCCAAGAGAGCCUGUUCCUAUCAAUUACUGAAGCCAUAAGGAAAUUUUUUUAAAAAAAUUAAAACUUUACCAUAAUGAGGCUUUCUUCUUAGGAUGCAUUGACUCCUUGGAUCCUUAUAAGUCGUGGAUGUUCCUCUUAAGAAUAAGGCCAUUCCUUCUCCUGCCCUGAUAUAUGCCCAUAAGUUUGGUCAUCUCCAAACACCACCAUCAUCAUUAUCAUACAAUUAAUUGUCAAUUCCUGGAGAAAGAUGCAAGACGAGAAGGAACUUUCAUCUAGAAUAAUUCAGACCUGUGCACUUUGAGGGUAGAGAAGGCCUCACUGCCUCAGUAACAAAUAGCUGGAUUGAAGGACGCAGUGCUUUAAGAAGCCUUUAUACAUAAUAUUUAUGUUAUUUCCUCUUAAAUCAAUGAUGAGAAAGCAAAUCUAAUUAAUUGGUAGUAGCUGCCUGAAGAAGUAUUGAGAAGCAAUUUGAUGCUUUGUACAGGAUGCUUAGGAGGGGAAAAACAAAACGCCAGGACUGUCAGGCAGCCUUUGCUACUGAUAACAGGGUGAGAUUAGGGAGGGAGGUGGAGACACAGGUACUUAGUGUCUGCUGUCUGUUUUAAAUGGUGUCUUCGGUGUUUAUUUGAACCUGAUUUACCUGUAAGGGAAUGGCUCACUCAAUCUUGCUGCCAGGAGAAGAACUUGCUCUAAUUUAAUGCGACCAGUGCAGAAAUUCUUUCCUUAACAGCUUGAAGUGAGAAAUGACCUGUUGCAGCAACUUCUGUUUUUCAAAUGUGAUACUGUAGGAAUUUCAGCUAUUUAUCAAUAUGUUUUAGCACCUCUGUUUCAGAACUAUAGACUCAAAAUGCAGUCUAUAGUCCUAAGCUUUCUAAAUGACAGGACGUAGAUUGGCUACUGAUGAUCAUGUAUAUGUUGUUGUUAAAGUGAUUUUCUAUUGACAGUAUAUGUGCAUCUGCAUCAGUUCAGGCAAAUUCCUUAUGCCUGGACCUUGGGUUCUUUAUCUAUGAAACAAGGAAGCUGGCUUAGGAGGGCUCUGAGGUCUCUUUCAGUUUUCUGAGUUUAUGAUGUGUUUGUAUCAUAAGGCAUAUAGAUACUGGGGCAGUUUUGGAGACAUUGCUUUAUCCUUCAUUGAGCGUAAUACAUAGCAGUAGGGAUUUCAGGGGCCACCUGGCUAGCAGUGUUCGUGUUCAAGGUAAAAUAUAUGUAGAGCAGGGCUUUUCCACCUUGGCAUCACUGGCAUGUUAGGCCUGGAUAAUUCCUUGCUGUGGGGCCUGUCCUGUCCAUUGUAGGAUGUUUAGCAGCAGCACUGCCAUCUGCCCACCAGAGAGCAAUAGCAUCUCCUAGCCCCAGUCACAGCAAUCAAAAGUGUCUCCCGACUUUGCCCCGUGUUCCCUAGAGAGCAAAAUCGUCCCUGGUUGAAAACCGCUGGUCUAGGAGAUGCUAUGUAACCAUAUCAAAAUAACUAAAAGGAUGUGCUCUCUACUCAUGAGGAACUAAAUAAGUUAACAUAUGUGCAAAAAAUAUCAUCUGAGGAUCUUUGAUUUUGCAGAUGAUUAGGAGAAAAAGAAGGAUUUUUGUUUUGCUGACAUUUACUGUGUUUAUCAAAGUCACAUUUAGUUUACUAUAGUCAUAGAUGGAAGAAGGGCAGAAAGGGGAUAGACUAAGAACUGUCAGAUCCUUUCUGGAAUGAGGCAGGGUGCCAGGAAAUAUAUAUAUCAAUAGAUAUAAUUUUAAAUUAAAUAAUUUUAAUUCUUGGUUCUUUCUAAGUAAGGCAUAGGUUAUCCAGAUGUAUUCAUUUUCAUAUCCCCCCAUUCAAAACUCAGAGCUGUGAUUUAAGUGAUAGAUUCUUCUCUGGACAAAGGACAGAAGAAAGCUAUAAACUGAAAUCCAGAUAGCUGUGAAGUCAUCAUCACUCUCCAUACUGUUCUAAGGCUGUUUCCAGUAGGCCUACAAUAAAGUUCCAGACUUCAGCUAUUCUCAAAGUAGAGAUGCCCCUUGCACUGCAGUCUAUAAAGUUUUUGUUCUUGCUUUUCUAUGUAGACUGCAAAUGUAACAUAAUUUUAUCAGGCGAUAUCAUUUAAUAAAUACUACAUGAAAUAUUUACAUUGUCUUUCCAAAGAUAUAAAUUAUAUCUCUCAAAACAUUUUUGAUACAAGUAAAAUAGGGGAUUAGAAGCUAUCUGAAAGAGGAAAUUUCUCUGACAGAUAAAGUGGGGUAACUCCCACUUUAAAGUGUAGAUAAAAGUGAAACAGUCGUUCACGAUUAUCUUUGACAAUGUAUAUUCAUAGUAGGCUAUAGAGAUGAAUCUUCAUUACUUUUUCUCCACUAAAACUGCCAGGUAGCUAUUAAUGUCUGUUUUAGAGACUAGAGACACUGCUAUGUAAGUUUUAUAGUAUGUUACUCCUACUCAGCUGAAGAAAAUGAACAUAAAGAUCUUAAUCAGGGUAUACUUUAAUGCAGUUGUCAGGAUUCUUAACUCUGAGUGCUUAUAACCAGCCAUUUUUAUGCAGAACUGAAAAUAUGUUUUAUGAGACCUGCUUUUGAGUCAGUAUUAGAAGGAUUAUCAAGGCCUUUGAACCAAGAUUAUUAAUUCAUAAUGGUUUCUCUUUGGUUUACCACAUUAACAGUAUAUGUUGUUUUAGUAAAAGGGUGUAUACAGGGAAAAGAUUUGUGCUCUCAAACCUUAAAUCACCAUCCUUGAAAAGUAAUCAUGGUAAAGCUGAAGUUACUUCAAAAAUAAUUCAUUUUGUUCGUAUCUUAGAGUGAAGCUAUGAUAAAAGGAGAAACACAAAAUUUCUUUUCUUAACAGAACAGGCUGCAGAGAAAGUCCAGGAGAGAAUAUCCUUGAAAGCUCUCUAAAAAGAUUACUGCAAGGGAACAUUUCUUUUCAAAUCUGGACUUUUGAAAAGUGAGAGUUGCUGAAUGACAAUGACCAUUCCCUUGUCCUUAUGAAUAAGUUCUUCCUUUGCUUGCACAGGCCUCAGCGCAUUAUCACAUCAUGGGGUGUAUUCCCCUAUAAGCCUUGCAAUUCUCCAGUCCCCACUUCUGUGAACUUUAAAGAGAGAUGUUAAAGGCACGGUCUAUAUGGCCUCUCUAUGUCCUUGCUGACCUGUAUAGAGAAAAACUGUUGCUACAGUUACAAAACACACCUCCCAACGUGAAACAAGAUCGGGGAACGUGACUGUCACUUUAACUCCACCACUGCCAAGUUUCCUCGAUGAAAAACAGAAGACUGAUCGGACAUCAUUUGGAUAUAGCCAAGUGUUGCCACAUCUGCAAACUCCCUGGAAGAGUGAUGGGGAUUCGAGUACUUCGUUUCUCUUUGGUGGUAAUCCUUGUGUUACUGCUGGUAGCUGGGGCUUUGACCGCUUUACUUCCUAAUAUCAAAGAAGACAAGAUGCUCACUUUGCGUAGGGAAAUAAAAUCCCAGGGCAAGUCCACCCAGGAUUCCUUUACUCUCAUAAUGCAGACGUACAACAGAACAGAUCUCUUGUUGAGACUUUUAAAUCAUUAUCAGGCAGUACCAUAUCUGCACAAAGUGAUUGUGGUGUGGAACAAUGUUGGGGAGAAGGGACCAGAUGAGUUAUGGAACUCUCUAGGGCCUCACCCUGUCCCUGUGAUCUUCAAAGUACAGACAACAAACAGGAUGAGAAAUCGACUCCAGGUCUUUCCUGAACUAGAAACCAAUGCGGUGUUAAUGGUAGAUGAUGACAUGCUAAUUAGCACCCAAGACCUUGUUUUUGCUUUCUCCGUGUGGCAGCAAUUUCCUGAUCAAAUUGUAGGAUUUGUUCCAAGAAAGCAUGUGUCUACUUCCUCUGGUGUCUACAGUUACGGAGGUUUUGAACUGCAAACACCAGGGUUUGGAAAUGGUGACCAUUACUCUCUGGUGCUGAUUGGAGCCUCAUUCUUCCAUAGCAAAUACCUUGAACUCUUUCAGAGGCAACCUGCAGCUGUCCAUGCUUUGUUAGAUGAAACGCAAAACUGUGAUGAUAUUGCCAUGAAUUUUAUCAUUGCCAAGCACACUGGGAAGACUUCGGGGGUAUUUGUGAAACCUGUAAACAUAGACAAUUUAGAAAAAGAAACCAAUGGUGGCUAUUCUGGAAUGUGGCACCGAGCUGAGCACUUUCUGCAGAGGUCUUAUUGUAUAAAUAAGCUUGUUAACAUCUAUGACAGCAUGCCCUUAAAAUACUCCAACAUUAUGAUUUCUCAGUUUGGUUUUCCAUAUGCCAACCACAAAAGUAAAAUGUGAAAGUAAAACAAACAAAAACAAACCUCAAAA
Molecule: messenger RNA, 4425 nt
Organism: Globicephala melas (long-finned pilot whale)
Lineage: Eukaryota; Metazoa; Chordata; Mammalia; Artiodactyla; Delphinidae
Gene: EXTL2
Product: exostosin like glycosyltransferase 2
Cellular component (GO): membrane
Molecular function (GO): glycosyltransferase activity
Source: RefSeq, a predicted model, not a curated record